ACCUGAAUUUGACUUAACAUUCGAUCACCUGCUAAUGUGAAUGCUUCCUCCCAAUUAUUAACAUUCAAUGGCGCUGUGUCUCUCACUACAAGCCCACACAUGUUUGCCAAGUCACGAGCAUGCUCUCCAACUGGGUGCUCUUUACCUUCAGUAGAAAGUAUUGUUAUAUGGGUCAUCGACGAUGGUUAGAAGCUGAUCACAUUUAUCAUCAAGAUGCGCAAUCAUUUGAUGGAACUUGCGAAACACGUCCAGCACCUAUGAGGCUAACGGGGUCUGAGGCGUUAAGGCAAUUAGAAUGCAUAGAAGAUGAAUACAACAAUGGCAGCAUGCAACCUUGGAAAAGAAAGAGCAUCUUCUUUCAACUGCCUUAUUGGGAACAUCUUUUAUUGCGUCAUAAUAUUGAUGUGAUGCAUACAGUGAAAAACAUAUUUGAUAACACGUGUGGCACCAUCACUGGCCAGCAGGGGAAGUCUAAAGAUAAUUACAAAGCACAAUGUGAUUUAGAAGACAUGGGUAUACAGAGUGAUCUCCAUCCCAAGGUACUAUGUGAGAGGGAUCUUGACUUGCUUGAGUAUAGAAUUGCAAUUACUCUCUAUGAGAUGGAAAAGAUAUUCCCUCCAUUUUUCACCAUUAUGGUUCAUUUGGCUACUCACUUGGCAAAUGAGGCGAAACUUGGACUAUUAGAUGUUAAUCUAGAUUAAUAUGUUAUUAUUUUUGUCAAUUUUAUGCUUGGUUGGUAUUCAUAAUCAAUAAUUUGAAUAUCUUUUAGAAUAAUUUUUUUAGUUUCUUUAACCUUGAUUGUAAUUUUUUUCCUUCACUUGCUAUACAUAUGCAAUGUUGUUCAUUCAUUUGAACCCAAUUUCUCCCUUUCCCGUGGUCAUUGAUUUUGUUGGAUUGAGUUUUUCUUCUUUUUUUUUCCUUUUUUAUGAAGUUGAAAGUGAGUUUAUUCUUGAAAGAAAAAUUAGAUUUUUAU
This is a messenger RNA of Rubroshorea leprosula, 973 nucleotides long. NCBI's taxonomy places the organism in Eukaryota, Viridiplantae, Streptophyta, Magnoliopsida, Malvales, Dipterocarpaceae. The record is from the annotation of a GenBank genome assembly.